This is a messenger RNA of Durusdinium trenchii, 1158 nucleotides long. The record is from the annotation of a GenBank genome assembly. NCBI's taxonomy places the organism in Eukaryota, Dinophyceae, Suessiales, Symbiodiniaceae.
AUGCAUGUCUUUUGGGCCGCGUCCGGCCGCGCGGUGGCCAGUCUUGAUGCGGAGCAGGUGGAUGGCAAGUCGGUCAAGUCGCUCAAGACACAGUUGGCCCAAUCGAUUGGAGGAUCGAGAUUCCGUCAGAGAUGGUUCCGAGAAGAUUGGAGCGUCCUUGAUGAUGAGGAGGAGAUCUUUUCGUCGACACUCCCCCGGGUGCAGCUGCUGAUACUCGAUUUCUGGCAAGAAGACAGUCACAAACUCUUCAUUGCUUGUGCUGAGAAUCGCUGUGAUGAAGUCGAAUUCUUACUUCAGAAGCCCAUGUCUCCAGACCUUGCGGAUGAAGCUGGACAGACAGCACUGCACAUGACCGCAAGCGCUGGCCACUCACAAUGCCUGAGCCUUCUGCUGGAAGCCAAAGCAGCCUUGGACCAAGCAGAUCUCUUGGGCAGAACAGCGUUACAUUUGGCCGCGAAAUUCCGUGAGCCAGAUGCUGUGCAGUUGCCCACUUGGCCAUUACGGGCUGACGAGAACAAGGAAGGGAUGUUCAGGACAAAGCCAUUCUACUGGGCUGCCGCGAAUGGCAACACCGCAGUCAUGCAGCUGUUGCUCAAGAGCACCAUUCACAUGACCAGAGCUGAGGUGAUGGAGGCUUUGGAUGCCGCGGCGAUGUUUGGACACCGCAAGGCAGUGCAACUCUUGCUGAAUGCCUGCACUGGCCAUUUGCGCUCGAAGGACAUUCGCGCUGCCUUUCUGUCGGCGGUUCGGAAUGGAAAUCUGGAGAUCAUGGUGGCAUUGCUGAAAGCAUGGGAGCGACACCAGAUAGCCAGGCGGGAGCUGAAACUGGCUUUGACCUUACGGGCAAGGUCGCUUUGGUCACAGGCGCAUCGCGAGGCAUCGGCGCUGCGAUUGCUGAGAGCUUGGCCAAGGCUGGCGCAACAGUGGUUGGCACCGCUACUUCAGAUUCUGGGGCAGAGGUCUGUGGUCGGAUCCAUGGGCAAUGUGGGCCAGUCCAACUAUGCUGCAGCCAAGGCUGGCAUGGACGGCUGGACCCGUGCAAUGGCAAGGGAAAUCGGCAGUCGAGGGAUUACCGUGAACUCAGUAGCUCCAGGAUUCAUUGACACUGACAUGACAGCAGACCUUCCUGAUGACUGGAAGGACAGAAAAGUUCAAUGA